Messenger RNA from Dreissena polymorpha, 1743 nucleotides. RefSeq lists its product as uncharacterized. Gene Ontology annotation, molecular function: zinc ion binding; ubiquitin-protein transferase activity; protein binding. Lineage: Eukaryota; Metazoa; Mollusca; Bivalvia; Myida; Dreissenidae. The record is from RefSeq and is a predicted model, not a curated record. Gene Ontology annotation, cellular component: chromatin; nucleoplasm. The coding region runs from base 214 to 1578 and encodes 454 amino acids. The transcript is spliced from 2 exons. Gene Ontology annotation, biological process: positive regulation of DNA-templated transcription.
CAUAGUUACACUGUUUGCUCCUAUCAUACAAGCGCCAUUUGACAGUAAACUUGGUUGCUGUUUAGUUCAGUUCAAAAUUUCAUUUUACUUGCCCGUGUUAAAUAAUAAUUGUGUGUGUUUUCUGGGAUAUUUAUUGUAAACAUAUACUUGGACAUAAAUAUUUCAAUUGAUUUUUGAUUGUAUAAUCUUGUUUGUGGAUAGUGAAUUAUCAAAAUGGCGACAUCUGCAUUUUCUAGAAAUUUUGAUUUGGUUAAAUAUUAUUGUUGUACAAUCUGCAAGAAAGAACGGUCUGUAGAAAUAGAUGCAGAUUUUUACUGUAAAACAUGUCUUAAAUACUUCUGCAGAAGAUGUAUAAACUCCCACAGACAGCAUGGUUGGUUGUUUUUCAAAAAAUCUCCUUAUGGAAAGGAUAAAAUAAUGAAGUGGCCACUUUCUAAGAAGAUGGAGACUUCUCUUUUAACAUGCGUCAUACACAAGAGUGAACAAAUAACAAAGUACUGCGAGGACCACAGUCAGCUGUGCUGCUCUAAAUGUGUUGAACUUAAUCACAGACUAUGCUUACAAGUAACUCCAUUACCUCAGGCUGCCACAGGGAAGUCAACCAACUUCAAGAACCUGUCUGUCAGCACGGAAAAUACUCUUUCACAAAUGAAACAAUGUCAGACGUAUCAGGAGGACAGAAUGAAGUCUCUUAAGGUUUCAUACAAAGAGCAUGAGGGGCUUAUUGUGGAUGGUUUGCGUGUGAAUAUAGUAUCUUAUUUACGCGAAUGUGAAUCCAGCACAGUUAAUACAACACAUGAACAUAUCCAAUACCCUAUCAGUGAAAUGCGUGAGGAAAUCAAAUAUUUAUUAGCAGAUUUUGAGAAAAGCACUAUUAAGGAGAAGAAAGAAGAGCUAAACCUGAAACAAGCUCCUCUCAAGGUUGUGAAAAACAGCUGCAUCAGGCUUCACUAUGAAUUGUUCCAUCUCCAUGUAGCCAUACCGAAAGUACUGGGUAAACCUGAACUCUCUUUUAUUGCCAGUAAAAAAUGUCUGGAAAAUAUACAAAAGUCUGAUAUAUUUUUAAAAGAGAACUUUCCAAACCAUGUUUUCACUGUGAAUGGGAAGUCUGUGCACAAUGUAAAAAUGCCAAGUGAUUCAUACCAAUGCUGGAUCACAGCAGUAUGUGCUCUCCCAAAUGGACAGGUACUGGUUGCAGACUACAAUAAUAAUAGAGUCAAGCUUCUGAACCAGCAGUACCAGGUGGUGAGUCACUUGGAUUUCAGGGAUGGGCCAUGGGUAUUGUGUCUUAUCACACCCACUGAGGUUGCAGUGGCUGUGCAUGAUGAGGUCCAGUUUAUCACAGUUAGCCAGAGCCAGCUUGCCAAAAGCAGGAAGCUUAAGUUACAACAUGAAUGUAGAGGUAUUGCCCACAACCAGGGUGACCUAUAUAUCUGCUCUCUUACUGCUCUGUACAAGUUCACAUUGAGUGGCGAACUGGACUGCAGACUCUAUGAAGAUAAAUCAGCUUAUUCAACAGGUAAGAAUCAUGGUGGAUUCAUCCUAAUAACAUAUGUGAUAUGUACAGAGAUUUUCUAGCUAUUUUAGGAAAAAGAGUCUGGUCAAAUUGAUAAUUUUAAAAUUGAUAAAAUGGCACCUUUGGGAAUUUUGUUACCGACUAAAUGGACCGAUUUUUUCUUAACAACAAAUAUUCGGUCUUUUCGAAACUAAGGGCAAACAAGAGUUGUCUCGCAAUCAGGUAGG